Molecule: messenger RNA, 571 nt
Organism: Scutellospora calospora
Lineage: Eukaryota; Fungi; Glomeromycota; Glomeromycetes; Diversisporales; Gigasporaceae
Source: the annotation of a GenBank genome assembly
UAAAGAAUCCUCAUCAUCAUUAAAAGUAAAUGACAGUAAAGAAUUCUCUUCAUCAUCAAAAGUAAAUGACGAUAAUGAAAAUAUACAACCGAAAAAAUUAAACAUUACAUGUGAAGAUCAAUCAAAUAAUAAAAUCAAGCAACAUUCAUCAGAAGAUUUUGAGCAAGAAGUCAAAGUGUCAAAUAUUACGGAACAGCCGAAUCAGGAAAUUGUCAAAAAAGAAUUAUCUCCAGUAGUUAAUGAACCUUCACUCCAAUCUUCGGAAUCAAAGCAAAUAAAUGCUAAUCCGGUUCAAAAUAUAAAUACCAAUCAAAUAUUACUCAAUGGUAAGACCUACACGCGUAUCGAAUACCUCGGUCGUGGUGGUAGUAGCAAAGUGUAUAAGGUCAAAGAUUCGAAUUCUCAAGUUUUUGCCCUGAAAAAGGUCUCAUUUCAUAAAGUGGAAGAGUCUACUAUUGCUGGAUAUAUAAAUGAAAUUGAUUUAUUGGAAAAACUAUAUGGAAGAACUCGUAUAAUAAAAUUAUACGACCAUGAGAUCGAUUAUGAAAAAAAAACAUAUAUUGAUGGUUAA